AUCGAAUCCUUAUAUAUUUAGCCAGGACUAGGCUACAUCAGUUAGUGUUUAACAGACGUACACAAACAAACAAUCAAAAUGUUCAAGCUUCUAAUUUUGGCCGCCAUCUUGGCAUUCGCUGCCGCCAAACCGUUGGUGUACACGGCGCCAGUAGCCGCUGCGUACACGGCGCCAGUAGCCGCUGCGUACACAGCCCCGCUGGCUUACUCUGCGUACAGCGCAUACUCGCCCGUCGCUUACUCUGCCUACACUUACGCUUCUCCCUACUCUUACUACAUACUCAUUAUCGCCCUUGCUGCAGUCUUGGGCUUUGCUGCAGCCACGCCGUCGGUGCUGGCUUACUCCGCACCGAUAGCUUACACCGGCUACAGCCCGAUCGCUUACUCAGCUUAUAGCGCUCCCUACGCGUACUCUGGAUUUCUGAUUCUUUCCGCUGUUUUGGCGAUCACCGCCGCCAAGCCUAACGCCUUAAUCGGCGGAUUCGGAUAUGCCGCACCAGCUGUGGCUUACUCCGCCCCAGCAGUAGCGUACUCUGCACCAGCUAUCACCGCCGCUGUCGCCCCCGCCGUCGCCCCAGCCGUUGCCCCGGUCGCCUACAGCGCCCCAGCCGUCGCCGCCGCCGUAGCCCCCGUAGCAUACUCCGCCCCAGCCCCAGUUGCAUACUCUGCCCCAGCAGUAGCUACCGCCGCUGUCGCCCCUGUUGCUCCCCUCGCCUACUCCGGAUACCCAGCAUACUCUCCCUUCGGAUACUCUGGCUACGCUACUCCCUACGCUCUCUCCGGUGUAUCCACAUACGGCCCAGCAUACGGCUACGGCUACAGCAGCUACCCUAGCUACUACUGGAAGAAACGAUAA
Molecule: messenger RNA, 855 nt
Organism: Achroia grisella
Lineage: Eukaryota; Metazoa; Arthropoda; Insecta; Lepidoptera; Pyralidae
Product: cuticle protein 16.5-like
Exons: 4
Coding region: 79-855 (258 amino acids)
Source: RefSeq, a predicted model, not a curated record